Molecule: messenger RNA, 684 nt
Organism: Hyposmocoma kahamanoa
Lineage: Eukaryota; Metazoa; Arthropoda; Insecta; Lepidoptera; Cosmopterigidae
Exons: 5
Coding region: 61-684 (207 amino acids)
Cellular component (GO): cytoplasm; nucleus
Molecular function (GO): protein binding
Source: RefSeq, a predicted model, not a curated record
GCCAAAUUGUUAGACUUGAGACGUGCGUGAAAAUUACGUUUUGUGACCUGCAAGUUGAAAAUGUUUUCAAAUAGAGAGACACGGUUGGAUAUUGAGGAGCUGCCCGUAACAACUCCCCUCCUCAUGAAUACCGUCGUCCAAGGAGAACAAAGCAACGGCUAUUCGAAAUCACAUGAGCCUACUCAAAAUUUUUCGAAGAACCACUCCGAAGUCAACACGCCGUCAACCACCUCCAACGCCAAUAACACAGAAUUUCUUGAGCCCAGGCAGCUAAGUAACUCGAGACUUCACAAAUUGAAUACUAAACUGCUGGAAGCUAUUAAGAGUAGUGACACUGAAGAGAUUAAACGGCUCCUCGGUGGUGGUGCCAAAGCCAAUGCAACCUGCUGCCUAACGUUCAUUUCUGCAUGCCACCUUGCAGCUCUAUCAGGCGGAGAUGCCUUAGCCAUACUCCUAAAGAACGGAGCUGAGAAACAUGAACGUGACAAACAAGGAAUUACUCCUUUACAUGUGGCGGCUUUGGCUGGCAAUGCUAGGCAUAUGGCUAUGUUGUUGGAUUUUCCGGAAGGAGUGCCUGAUACCUGGCCUAGAAAAUGGCUGCGAACUGACCGGAGACUUAGAAGAUUGAAUACUGAACUGUUGGAAGCUAUAGCGAGUUGCGAUAUUGAGGAGACUAAAAGGUAA